AUGCCCUCCCCAACCUUCCUAGCCCGCACCUUCAACGAACUCGGCAUCACCACCCUCCUCAACUCUCCCCGAGACGUCCACAUCCUCCUAUCAACACGCUUCAUCCGCAUGUUCGCCUACGGCUCCUCAACUCUCAUCCUCGCACUGUUCUUCUCCGCGUUAGGCCACUCAGACACAGCCAUAGGCCUAUUCAUGACCCUCACCCUCGUCGGAGAUGUCCUCAUCUCGCUCCUGCUAACCCUCGUAGCGGACCGGCUAGGUCGACGAAGAAUCUUACUUCUUGGAGCGUUGCUGAUGGUUCUGUCCGGAAUGGUGUUUAGUAUGGUGUCGAAUUACUGGGUUUUGCUUCUCGCAGCCGUGGUGGGAGUCAUCAGCCCGAGCGGGAAUGAGAUCGGACCUUUCCGGGCGGUGGAGGAGAGCACGUUGGCGCAUCUAACGGAGGCGAAGACGCGAAGCGAUAUCUUCGCUUUGUACGUCGUUGCAGGGACGCUGGGGGCUUCCGGAGGGACUCUGGUGGCGGGAUGGAUGACGCAGUCGGUGCAGAGUUCAGGGUGGAGCGAUAUUGCAAGUUUUCGUUUGGUAUUCUGGUUGUAUGCCAUCAUAGGUUUCGUCAAGGCUGGCAUGACGCUACUGUUGAGCAAUAAAUGCGAGCCACAGCCUGAAGAUCAUCGACCAAGCGAAGUGGAGAUGAGACGAACCGAAGGACAACAGCAACAGCAACAGCAAAACGAGCAACACCAACCAUUCCUCGAAGACGAAGACGACAAUGACGAAGAAUCGACCUCGAAACCUCCUCCUCCGCCUCCAAAGAAAACUAGCUGGUUCCAACUCUCGGAGAAGUCAAAAUACACAUUGCUCAAGCUCUGUGGGAUUUUCUUCUUCGAUUCACUCGCUAGUGGAAUGGUGCCGGUAUCACUUAUCGCGUACUAUAUCAGCAAUAAGUUCGACGUUGCGGAAGGUACACUCGGGACCAUCAUGGCAUCUGCGCAGUUCAUCUCGAGUAUUGGGAAUAUCUUCGCCAGUUCUGUGGCGAAGCGGAUUGGGCUUGUGCGGACGAUGGUCUUCACCCAUCUCCCCUCAGCAAUUUUCCUCCUACUGCUUCCCGCGCCGUCCUCGCUAUUCAUGACAAUCGUCCUCCUCAUCGCCCGCUCCGUCCUCAACUCCAUGGACCAGGCGCCGCGAAGUGCAUUCCUAUCAGCAGUAGUCCUCCCCGAAGAACGGACAGCCGUCAUGGGAAUCGUCAACACCGUAAAGACAAGCAGUCAGAGCUCAGGGCCUUUGAUCACGGGUGCACUGGCAGCGAGCAAGCGUUUCUGGAUUGCGUUCGUGAUUGCCGGAUCUCUGAAGGCAUCAUAUGAUGUUAUGAUGCUCAGCAUGUUCAGGAACACGCCACUGGAAGGUGACCGAGGCAAUCGAUCGCAGCGUUUUCAAGAGCCCGAAGGUGCUGAAGACGAUGAUCAAGAUGGAGGUCGUCAAAGAUCUUGA
This is a messenger RNA of Zasmidium cellare ATCC 36951, 1485 nucleotides long. RefSeq lists its product as uncharacterized. Bases 1 to 1485 code for a protein of 494 amino acids. The record is from RefSeq and is a predicted model, not a curated record. Gene Ontology annotation, cellular component: fungal-type vacuole membrane. Lineage: Eukaryota; Fungi; Ascomycota; Dothideomycetes; Mycosphaerellales; Mycosphaerellaceae. Gene Ontology annotation, molecular function: transmembrane transporter activity. The transcript has 3 exons. Gene Ontology annotation, biological process: transmembrane transport.